AUGCCCAAAGCUCUUCAAAAGCGCGGGCGCCGCAUCAAACGCAAGCAUGACGACGAGGCCGAGGAGACGGUGGCAGAGAGCAGCAAUAAGCGCCAGAAGUCCAUCGAUCAGAGUGGCGAGCAGCACGACUUUAUGUCUCUCCACCAUGGAAUGCAUGAAGAUGUGUCCGCCGCCUACCCCUCCACGGAGAAGGCAUUUUUCGGCAUGCUGGAUGAGGACGAGCAAACCUUUUUCAAGGCCCAGGAAGAACUUCUCGAGUCCGACGAUUUUGCCACUCCUGAAGAACGAGCGCAACUUUUAAGCAGUAUCUGGAAGGAGGCCGCUGGCAAAGAAUUGAAGCUUGCAUGCAGUCAGUCAUGUUCACGAUUACUGGAACGCGUGCUACGAUCAUCAACUUCCGCUCAACUCAAACAAGUUUUCCAGGCUUUCAGUGGGAACUUCAUCCACCUCUUGUCUCACAGAUUCGCCUCUCAUUGCUGUGAAACACUAUUUACGUGUGCCGCGCCUCAUGUCAGCGAAGAGCUUAAAGGCAAGCGGGCCGAACUCCCAGCCGGCGUUGACGAGCUCUACGUAUCAAUGGAGAACUUGUUUCUGCAUACCAUCGCUGAGCUAGAGGGUAACAUCGGAUUCCUCCUGACCGAUCGAUAUGCCUCUCACUCGCUGCGAAUUCUACUCCUGAUCUUCUCCGGCCAGGCCAUUUCGACGGACUCGAUGAAGGCACUCCUAGGCAGCAAACGAAAAGAAGGCCAUUCUGAGAAGAGUGGCAUUCGUACUGGAGACGACUCUACAUCGAAGUCGAGGCCUGUACCUAAAUCCUUCUCCGGCGCUCUUGAAAAGCUAAUGAGUGAUAGUGUGGUAGGCCUGGACACCAACAAGCUUCGAGGCCUAGCUACACACCCCAUGGCAAACCCGACUCUUCAGCUCUUACUUACCAUCGAGCUGACUUAUUAUGGGAAGCAACGAGGCAAAGAAGAAAAUUCCAUCCUUCGAACUCUUUUGCCGGACGAUCCUUUCACCGCGGAAAGUGACAGUGCAGCGUUCAUCAGCAGCUUGGUGUAUGACUCUGUUGGCUCGCAUCUCGUGGAGAAGAUAAUUCAACAUUCGCCUGCAAAAUUCUGGAAGAGUCUGUACAAGAACUUCUUCAAGGAACGCCUCCUUCAGUAUUCCAGGAACGAAGUUGCAACCCAUGUUGUCUGUACCAUUCUUGAGCGACUCGGUUACGACGAUCUUCUCGAAGCCCACGAGCUGAUCUUACCCGUCAUCCCCACCCUUCUCGAGAAGCAAUGGACCGCCCUCACCAGGACUCUCAUUGAGCGAUGUGCGGUCCGCGACAUCGACACACAACCUAUUGCUGUCCAGAUCGACCAAUUCUACCAGGAUGAGAAGGGAACAUUCAACAUCGAAAAAAUGCUCAACCCGCAGCACCCUCGAAACAGCACUGAAGCCGACCUACCCCCCACGAAAGUGCACUUCAACAUACUUGCACAAGGCAUGCUGAUAGUUUCCGGAUCUCUCAGUGCACUACUUCUCGAUUCCCUCAUCGCACUUGACUCGCAGACACUCAUCGGUAUGGCACGAGAUCCCAUCAUCACACGCACCCUGCAACAAGCCCUCACCACGAAGAACGCCUCGAUUAUUCAGCGACGCAAAUUGAUCCAACGCUUCUAUGGGAACAUUGGCGAAAUGGCCCUGGACAAGGCUGCUUCACAUGUGGUGGAUUGCAUCUGGGAGGGAACUCAUGGCUUGGCCUUCAUUCGCGAGCGUAUUGCCGAAGAGCUGGCUGAAAAUGAAGCUUCGCUACGAGAUUCGGCAUGUGGACGAGCUGUGUGGAAGAACUGGAAGAUGGACAUUUACAAGCGCAGAAGACGAGAAUGGAUCAGACAGAGCAAGCUGAAGGCCAGCAACGAUGGCUUUCAAAGCUUCUCUGAACUCGAUCAGAAGAAGACCGACGGCCCGCGCAAGACUCCACUACAAAUGGCGAGAGAGCGGCAUGCGAAGAACAAGGCGAAGCAAGUCGAGACUGAGAAGAGUAAGGAGAAGAGCCGCGACAGCAAAGACAUGGCAAGAAAGGAAAGGAAGUCAGCCAGUAAAAGCUCCCGGGGCUCGGCAGGACCUUCAACUCGCCCAAGACCAGCUCCUACGCCAAUAGCCACGACAUGA
Molecule: messenger RNA, 2160 nt
Organism: Pseudocercospora fijiensis CIRAD86
Lineage: Eukaryota; Fungi; Ascomycota; Dothideomycetes; Mycosphaerellales; Mycosphaerellaceae
Exons: 3
Coding region: 1-2160 (719 amino acids)
Biological process (GO): endonucleolytic cleavage to generate mature 5'-end of SSU-rRNA from (SSU-rRNA, 5.8S rRNA, LSU-rRNA); endonucleolytic cleavage in ITS1 to separate SSU-rRNA from 5.8S rRNA and LSU-rRNA from tricistronic rRNA transcript (SSU-rRNA, 5.8S rRNA, LSU-rRNA); endonucleolytic cleavage in 5'-ETS of tricistronic rRNA transcript (SSU-rRNA, 5.8S rRNA, LSU-rRNA)
Cellular component (GO): 90S preribosome; preribosome, small subunit precursor; nucleolus
Molecular function (GO): RNA binding
Source: RefSeq, a predicted model, not a curated record